Orussus abietinus is the source of this 3594-nucleotide messenger RNA. It is a transcript of the gene Impbeta11, whose product is annotated as importin-11. NCBI's taxonomy places the organism in Eukaryota, Metazoa, Arthropoda, Insecta, Hymenoptera, Orussidae. Gene Ontology annotation, cellular component: nuclear envelope; cytosol. The record is from RefSeq and is a predicted model, not a curated record. Gene Ontology annotation, biological process: protein import into nucleus. Bases 335 to 3265 code for a protein of 976 amino acids. Gene Ontology annotation, molecular function: small GTPase binding. The transcript is spliced from 18 exons.
CGUCGUUGGCCUCAGGUCGAGCCUAACCUGACGAGCCGACGUUAGUCUGUUCUAGUUUGCGAAAGUAGUGAUCGGUAAAGGGGCGACACAUAGUUAAAACCGAAUCGAAACGAUUACUUCGCCACACGAAUGACCGAAUCCAUCCGGAACGAAGAGCUUGGUCGGAACCGCUAAGUCCAAUUGUGACUUCUGACAAUUCGAACAGGAGCAACCGCUGCAAACCUUCAAGGGAUUUCAUAAUGUAUUGAUUGGCUACAUAAACAUUGGAAUAAAGUAUAAAUGGAGUGGCCCUAAGCGAUCUUCUUGAAAUCCGUAAGCAAGCCAGUGCAACAAUAUGGAUGCGGCAGUAAUAGAUGUUCUUCAUCAAGCUGGUAGCCAAGAUCCAAAUGUACUGAAACCAGCGGAACAGACGCUUAAACAGUGGGAGACUCAAAGAGGAUUCUAUACGGCGUUAUUUAAUGUGUUUACAAAUCAUUCCUUAGCCGUAAAUGUCAGAUGGAUGGCUAUAUUGUACUUCAAGAAUGGCGUUGAUAGAUAUUGGAGGAAAAAUGCACCCGAUGCCAUCGCGGAGGAUGAGAAAGAAUUCCUUCGACAGCGGCUGAUUGCUAAUUUUGAUGAACCGAUUAAUCACUUGGCUGUACAACUCUCUGUUUUAAUUGCCAGAAUUGCUAGACUAGAUUGCCCCAGAGAAUGGGGGACUCUCGUUCCGACUCUUUUGGAAGCGAUAGGAGGACAAAAUUCUCUGGCCCAGCACAGAGCUUUGUUAACGCUCCACCAUGUUGUUAAAACAUUAGCAUCUAAGAGACUUGCAGGCGAUAGAGCAUUGUUUAUUGAAUUAACCAAUAAUGUGUUUAGCUUCAUUCUAAACUUAUGGAACACGUAUACCGAGUCUUUCCUAAUUUUGGCAUCAAGUGGAGGCAAUGCCAAUCAAAUGCAAGAGGUUUUAGAGAAAGCUCUGCUGUUACUGAGGAUACUCAGAAAACUGAUUAUAUAUGGAUUCAAUGAACCAUCAAAAUCUCAAGAUGCUAUGUUAUUCUUAAAGGUUAUCUUCGAACGUGCAAGAAACAGCCUCGAAUGUCGAAAAACGAUGGCGACAAGAGGCAUACAGCUGGAUGCAUGUGACAAAUUUAUCAUACACUUGACGAAAGUCCUAGUCGGCGUGUUAGAAAUGCAUCCAUUUUGUUACGUGGAACUAAUACCGGCUUCCUUAGAAUUUUCAGUGUAUUACUGUUUUACGGAAGCUGGUCAAGCAUUGGCCUUUGAAAGGUUUAUCAUUCAGUGCUUAAACUUGGUGAAGAGCAUUCUAAUGUGUACCAAAUAUACGCAAUCCAAAAAAAUAGAAGAGACCAGGUGCACUCUUGCUCUCAGAGCGCAUCAAUUGAGGGAAGAGUUCUUUACUGCUGAGACAUUGACUGAAAUUUGCUCAAGACUAGUCACACACUAUUUUCAACUGACAUCGGUGGAUUUAGAGCUUUGGGAUACGGAUCCAGAAAAUUUCGCCAUCGAUGAUGCCGGAGAAUCAUGGAAAUAUAGUCUGAGGCCGUGUACGGAGUCUGUGUUCCACGCGAUCUUCCAUCAUUACAAAAAUGUUUUAAUUUCGGUUGUAGUUGAUUUAAUGCAACAUCACUAUCAGCCCGUAGAUCCGAAUAAUUUACAUGCUAUACUGUUAAAAGACGCAGUUUACAACGCAGUCGGCCUUGCCGCUUCUGACUUAUAUGAUCAGGUCAAUUUCGAUCAAUGGUUCUCAACGACUUUAAAACAAGAAUUAAAGGUCCGAAGUAAUAAUUACAGAAUUAUAAGACGUCGUGUAUGUUGGCUAAUAGGACGUUGGGCGGAAGUCAAAUUGAGCGUACAAUUGAGACCAGAACUGUAUAAAUUGAUGGUCGAGGCGCUCAACCCGGAGGAAGAUUUAGGAGUUCGACUGGCAGCGAGCGAUGCCCUAAAAAUAGCUAUGGACAAUUUAGAAUUUAAGACGGAAGAUUUCUCUCCAUACCUGGAACCUGCAUUUUCUCAACUCUUCUCUCUUCUAAAGGAAGUCAAUAAAUGCGACACCAAAAUGCACGUAUUAUAUUUGCUUUCCUUCAUGGUCGAACGAGUCGGCAGUGGGAUAAAGCCUCAUGUAAACGCUCUUAGCACAUAUUUACCCUUGCUCUGGCAACAAUCUGAAGAACACGACAUGUUGAGGUGUGCCAUAGUGUCGACCCUUGUACAAUUGGAGAAGGCUUUACGUUCGGACAGUGCUGUUCUGAAACCGUUGGUGAUCAGUGUGAUAGCCAUGAGCUGUGACAUGAAUCGAGACGGUCACGUUUAUCUCCUCGAAGAUGGUCUAGAGUUGUGGCUUGUACUUCUAGAAAAUACAUCAGAGGCUACGCCUGCCAUAAUGGACCUUUUUCGAAACAUGCCUCCUCUACUAGAAUCCUCGACCGAGAAUCUCAGGUUGUGCUUGUACAUAAUUCAAGCAUACGUACUGCUCAGUCCUCAGGAAUUUCUAGGCGAAUGGGGAGCAGUGAUAGUUGACACGUUGAGGUCUCUCGUAGGGGAUUUACGAUCCGAAGGCAUAGUAAUGGUGAUGAGAGUUUUCGAAACAUGUCUCAGAGCCUUGUCUCAACAAGGCCCUCAGUUGAUGAAGCCACUCUUGUUCAAGAUAUUCAAGGGUGUGUACGAAGGAGAAGAACAUCCUAUGGUUAUGCUGAUGUAUCUGUCGAUCAUGGCUAGGGUAUUACUUAGUUCCAAAGAUGUUUUUGUACAGGUCGUUGGUGAAUUAUCAAGGGAUAUACAAGCAAACGGAAAUGAUACGAGUGAAGAAGUCGUACUCAACAGAAUGGUUCACAUGUGGUUAAAUCGAAUGCCAGCCAUGAUUGAACCAGAACGACGUAAAUUAUUAGCUCUUGCUUUAUGCUCUCUUCUUGGAGCAAACAGUCCAUCCUGUAUUCUUCAACAUUUUCCACGAAUUGUGUUAAAUAUUAUUGAAACUCUAAAUGAUAUAACAGUAAUCGACGAUAUGGGUUGCCCACACGACUCAUUAAUGCUCAGUGGUCAACCAAGCCCAUCUCAGUACGACGAUACGGAAUACGAAACCGAGGAUGAACAGCGGAAAAACCGCCUUGACAUAAAUGAUUCAGUGCACAAUGUUUCUUUGAAAGAAACUUUUCAAAGUCAGCUAACUACUCUUCACUUGUUAAUGGGAGACAAUCAGUUUGAUCAGUUGCUACGAACGCUCAGUCCAGAAGUUGAAAUGCAGCUUAAGGAGUACGUGUCUAUCUGAAAAGCCAUUAAUCGGUCAAAUACCACAUAAUAUGUAAAAAGCUUAACAAUGCCCGACUUUAAACGGCACUAUUUUAUUGUAUAAUACUAUCUGUUUCACUGUAUUAAUAAUGUUGAUUAUAAAAGCAUAAUAUAACAUUUACAGCACUAUUUAUAUAGUUGGAAAAUCAGACAUCGACAAAGCUGGUGCCAAGAUUCGCUGUUAAAAUAUUCAUUAUCGAUGCUACACAGAAUUCAAGUACCAUAUAUUUGAAUUGCGUACUAAAUCCAUGCAAUACUCGGACUUACUUUCGUAAAACGAUUUAUUAAAUCUAUAACCCAUGUAAAAAA